Molecule: messenger RNA, 894 nt
Organism: Penicillium alfredii
Lineage: Eukaryota; Fungi; Ascomycota; Eurotiomycetes; Eurotiales; Aspergillaceae
Exons: 2
Coding region: 1-894 (297 amino acids)
Source: RefSeq, a predicted model, not a curated record
AUGGCCGACUCCAACAGCGCUGGUAGCCGCCGGCCGGCCUACCCUGCCGGAACGAUCGCCAAAGUGUCGACCGAUAUUCUCAACGAGACUUUCCACAAUAUCAUUCAUGACCUGGUUGCCAAAGUCCACCGGGAGGAGAAGGUGGCGCGCAUGCGCUCCGCCGCGGUCGUCGCCCGACAAAAGGCCGAGGAAGAGGCGACCGUCCCAGAUGAGACGGCCAGCAAGACGGCCGGGGAUGCAAAGAAGGAAGUUGUGAUUGAUCCCCAUAAAUUGGCUACUGUGCGCCUCGAGACCAACGCGGCUAUCUUCGAGCAUGGCAAAGUCUAUCUGAAGGGCAACCCGCUGCACACGGUCACGGAGAUCAUCUGUCCCGAUUGUCGACUGCCACGCCUACUGUACCCAUCCAUCGGGGAUGGGUCACAUCCACCACCAAAUCCCAACGGCGAGUAUUGUCUGAACGGACCAAUGAUUACCCUGCCGGGCCAUGACGUGCACGGCAAGCUGUUUGCCGUGAUGCCGAACCCCAAGAAGAAGAAGACCGAGAAAGACCUCAGCAUCCCCGAGAUCCCCACCACCAAGUGUCCGAUCUGCCCGCGCUACUUUGUGAUGAACCGACUGGCCCAGCACCUCGACCGGUGCAUGAACAUUUCGGGCCGUGGUACUAGCACGCGCAACAAGACCCCGACAGACAGUGGCGCCAGCAGCCCAACCUCUUCCGCACCAAAGAGACCGCACGCAGAUGAAGACGAUGGCAGUCCCAGCCCGACCAAGAAGAAGAAGCUCGGUGCGCCCAAGAAGGGAGCCACCAGCAAGCCCGGGCCCAGCAAACUUAAGAACUCGUUCACCGUCGAGGAUAACGACGACGACGUCAAGAGCGAGAAUGCAGACGCCUGA